ACAUCUGGCGGGGGUCACACCGCCGCGGCCGCGCGCUGCAGGUGCCUCAUGACUCUCUCCGGCGCCCUCCGGGCCCUGUCGCUGACCGUCGGGACCGCCGUGUUCGCCCUCGGUUCCCUCCUCUACAUCGCCUGGAAGAUCUACUUCUGCGACACCAACAGCGGCACCGACUGGGACGGAUGGUGGGAGCAGGACCUGUGGGAGCAAGCCCCCUCCAAGGACGCCCUGGACUGGCAGAAAGUGCUGGUGCUGGGGCUGGAUGGAGCAGGGAAGAGCAGCGUCCUGCACUACAUCUGCAACCAGACGGCCAGGAAGCACUUCACACCCACCCAGGGCUUCAACUGCACUCAGCUUUCUAUUGAGGGGCUGGAGAUGGAGCUGCUGGAGGUGGGUGGCAGCCAGAACCUGCGAGCCUACUGGCCCCACUACGUGAGCCAUGCCCACGUGCUGGUGUUCGUGGUGGACUCGGUGGACAGGUUGCGCCUGGUGACGGCACGCCAGGAGCUGCACACACUGCUGGCCAUAGAGCCCCAGCUGCCCCUGGUGGUGCUGGCAAAUAAACAGGACAAGAGCGAUGCCUUGAGCACGGCAGAGCUGUGGUCGGAGCUGGCCCUGCACACGCUCAGUGAGCAUCGGGAGGUCUUCCUGCUGCCCACCAGUGCGACGUGGGACAGCCUGAACACUGCCAACAGCAUCCUCCAUGUGAAGAGCCUGCUGGUGACAUUGCUCUCCCAGACCUUGAGCACUCUGCCACAGGGGGAGGGCAGCCAACCCCUCCCAGUUCAAGGAUGAAAUCACCCUUGGGAUGCUCCUGGUGAGCAGGAACAUGCAGCACAGGGCAGCACCCCACACCUUCACAGUAGCCCUGCAGGAUAUUAAAUGAACGGGGCUGGAGAGGGAGUCCUGCCAGUGCUG
Molecule: messenger RNA, 915 nt
Organism: Pezoporus flaviventris
Lineage: Eukaryota; Metazoa; Chordata; Aves; Psittaciformes; Psittacidae
Gene: ARL10
Product: ADP ribosylation factor like GTPase 10
Exons: 4
Coding region: 49-792 (247 amino acids)
Molecular function (GO): GTPase activity; GTP binding
Source: RefSeq, a predicted model, not a curated record